UUCAUGCAUGUUUGGUCAUGUUUUUGCCCACUUGAUUUCAUUUUAAUAAAUUUCUUUCUAUCAUGUAAAGAAAUGUAAACUUUGGUUCAAAAACCAGUUCGAGUGUUUAAGAACAUUAUUUGUGCUUUUUUAGCUGCCAAAGGUGAAACUGGUGCGAUUUUUAAAGGAACUGCAAUUGCAGGCACUGGGAAGUAAAAACAAAAGAAGAUAUUUAAUUAAGUCUUGGAAAGACGGAAGAAAUAAAAUUAAGGAAAGAUGAACUCCGGAGAUGGCUGUGGAGCGAAUCGCGAGCUGCCGUCAACGUCGAAACGGCAAUCCGAAGAUUCGGAGGAAGAACCUCCCAGGAAAAGAGUGGAAGCUUGUCACGACGCAUCUGGGGAAAUGAAACUCCAUCGCGCCAUCCGAUGCAGUGACCGGUGCGCAACUCUGGCAAUCUCAACGGCCGAACCGAAAGACUUUGGCAUGCAAGAUGAGCGAGGGCGGACCGCCUUGCAUGAGGCCGUCUAUUGGAGAUCUGCAGAAGUUGUGAAAAUGUUGCUGGCAGCUUGGUCCAGCAGCCACCUCGGAGCCACACACCCUCUUCUCGAGAUACAGGACAAUGAAGGGCGGACCGCCUUACAUGUGGCUGUUUAUCGUGUGCGCCUCGAAGUGGUCGAAAUGUUGCUCGCAGCUCGCACUGACAUUAAUCCCAGAGACGCCAACGGACGAAAGCCCCUCAUACACAUACAGAACAAGAAGGGGAGGACGGCCUUGCACGAGGCGGCAUGUGACUUUGGUGGAGCGGAGAUGGUGGCAGUGCUGCUGGCUGCAGGGGCUAAUACGCAUCUUCAGGACAAGUGGGGCCAGACUGCGCUUCACGUCGCCAUCAACUCACGCAAGAAGGAGAUUGCAGAAGUCAUCUGCGAUGCCGACGAUAGAAACGUUCUUCGGGAUCACUGUGGACGGACAGUGUUGCAUUUUGCUGCGGAACGUGGAAUGCAAACUAUUGUGAGAAAACUCCUGUCUUCGGGACCUCUUCGGAAAACUCUUCGUUCGGGAAAGGAAUCGACUUCGAAUGCGGCGGAAGGGGAAGGAAUUGCUCUCUCGGCGAGCAAGGAGGACCUGGUCGACGUACGGGACAACUACGGAAUGACUGCCCUACACCUGGCUGCACAACGUGGCUUCACAGAGAUUGUUGAACUGCUGCUCGCAGCAGGGACAGAUCCCCUUCUUCAGACUAAAGAAGGCAGAACGGCGCUCCACUUGGCUAUCGAUUGUUACCGGGAGGACAUUGCGGAAAUCUUAUGUGGUGCUGAGGAGGGAAACCACCUGCAGGAUCAAAACGGAAGGACCGCCUUGCAUUACGCUGCGAGUGAAAAAUCCAAACGUACUGUGAGAAACCUGUUGUUUAACGGCGAGCAUCCUCACACGAUGGAUAACGGAGGAAGUUCUCCUCUGCAGUUGGCCUUCGUAGUCAACGGGGACAAUAGCGUGGCUGAGAUGAUCAUUUCUUUUAUUGCCUGGAAGGACAUUUCGGUGGAUUGGAAGAAUUGGAAUGCCCGUAGAGUCGAGAUCUUUAAGAAACGAAUGGAAGAAUGUCUUUCGGAGAUCCGGCGAAUGAAAGAGACGAAAGUGCUCCGUCGCAAUAUCACCUAUUACGAUGUUGCGGCGAGGCACGUGGGGAAGGUGGCCGACUAUCUGGAGAGCCCGGAGUUCCGGGAUGCGUUGCUGGGGGGUGGUUUUGCGCGGGACUUCCCCAAUUAUGCAGACUUCAUCGACUUCAAAGUGAAGAAGGCUGAAAGGAGGAGAAUCUUGAGGGCUCCCUGCCUGAAAUGCUUUGAGACGUUGUUCGGGAGUCUCCCUCCUUUGCCGGGAACGAUCCUGUACGACAUAUUAGCCUAUUUGAGUGAACGAGAUAUGCAGAACGUCCUCGCAGCUUUUAACUGUGAUGUGCCUGACCGGAGGGCUUUUGAAGCUAGUGGAGCUGUCCUCUCAUAG
This is a messenger RNA of Uloborus diversus, 1977 nucleotides long. RefSeq names its product serine/threonine-protein phosphatase 6 regulatory ankyrin repeat subunit A-like. Gene Ontology annotation, biological process: retrograde transport, endosome to Golgi; Golgi to lysosome transport. Lineage: Eukaryota; Metazoa; Arthropoda; Arachnida; Araneae; Uloboridae. Gene Ontology annotation, cellular component: endosome membrane; nucleus. The transcript has 4 exons. Bases 256 to 1977 code for a protein of 573 amino acids. The record is from RefSeq and is a predicted model, not a curated record. Gene Ontology annotation, molecular function: NF-kappaB binding; small GTPase binding.